AUGGAACACGAGGUUACUUCAGACUUCGAGGGCGAACAACAGUUCUGGAUCGUUCUCGAGGAGACAGUCUCAAAGCAAUGUGACACGCAUGACAGCAUCGACGACACUUUGCGAUCCUACAUAGACCUGAUCGGCUCUUGUCGCGAACGGUUCCUGCCGUCCGACUAUGAUCUCGCCCGAUGCGCCUUGAAGCUCCAAGAGUCGCCGCUGUUCGCUGCCCAUGCCGACUACGUCUGUCGCCAGUUCGUUCAUUGUCUGAUUGAGGAUGACGAACCAAACGUGGUUCUGGUCGCAACAUCGUUCUUGAUCGCUCAUGCUCGUUCGAACGAGGCAACCUACCAGCUGAUGAAUCAAGAGGGCGCGUUUCUCCGACUGAUCGAUCUGAUCGAGAGUCCGAAACAACAUGGCCACGAAGGAAUUCACAGACUCCUUAUGGAGCUGCUCUAUGACAUGUCGCGCAUCCAGAGGAUCAAGACCGACGACUUGGCCCGUGUCCAUGAUGAUUUUGUCAAGAUGUUGUUUGAGAUCAUCGAGCAGGUCUCGGACGACGUCGAUGACCCCUACCAUUAUCCCACCAUUCGUGUUCUGCUAGUUCUCAAUGAACAGUUCAUGGUCGCCGCGCACGACCCUGUCAGUGGUCAUGCUCCAGCUCCCUUGACAAACAAAGUGAUCAAGGUGCUUUCUGCUCAUGGCAGUGCUUACAAGACUUUUGGCGAGAAUAUCAUCUUAUUGCUCAACCGUGAAGACGAAACGUCUCUACAGCUCUUGACACUAAAGCUGCUCUACCUCCUCUUCACCACGCCACCCACAUAUGAAUACUUCUACACGAAUGACUUGCGUGUUCUAGUCGAUAUUCUGAUCCGAAACCUGCUGGAUCUGCCCGAAGAAGCUUCAUCCCUGCGUCAUACAUACCUUCGAGUCCUCUACCCGCUCCUCGAACAUACCCAGCUCCAGCACCCUCCACACUACAAGAGGGACGAGAUUCGGAAAUUGUUGGUCGUGCUAGGCGGCGGUCACCUCACAGAUCAAAAUGGCUCUCAAGAAGGUCUACAUCACUGGGGCCAUUUCGACGCGGUAGACGAGACGACAAAACGCCUUGUCAAGCGAUGUGAAGGGGUGAGCUGGCUGACGGACCCCGAGACGAAAUCGCCGAUGCAAGCAGAAUCGCCUACAGAGGAUGUGGCAUCCGAUCUGUCGUCGCCCACCUCUCCGUCGAAGGCGGUACCGCCAGCUCUCCCAGCGCCACGGAAACUAAAGAAGCGAAACUCUACGAAAAACUCCGUACUGACUAUCGGCCAGUAUCUGACCCCUCAACUCGAAGGAGCCAGGCAGUCGAGCUUGAGCAUGAUGGCAGUCGCAGCACAGACUGAGAAGCCAGGGGUUAUUACCCCGAGCAGAAAUCCAAGUCUGAAAAACAAUUUGCGCGCGGCGAUAAUGCAGAAGAAGGAGAAGCCUCCACCGCCACAGGCGAGACGGUCUGGUGCCAUGAGAACAAAGGCCCAGAGAAUGGAGAGUGACGCGGAAAUUGCGACCGCCGAGUUACCAGAGCACGAACAGGCGGCAACGAAACCUGGGGACGCACCGGCGACACCGAAACCUGACAACGGACCGCCGACAGCGAAACCUGAGAAAGAACCAGCGACACCGAGACCUGAGGCUGAUGAUAAUCACCAAAACCAGUCUCGCUACAACCAUCAUUCUUCUAUACCGUUCCACCAUCGCCACGUUCACGGCAAGGCCCUAGUUGAUAUUGCAGACAAGGAAAAGCUCAAAGAAAAGGACAAACCACCACCAAUCCCGACUCAUCACAGAGGCCUGCCCUUUAGUAAGAAGCCUCCACCUACCCCGAAAGCGAGACGGAGGAAAGGAAGGGACGGUAGUGGUGACAGUACACGUGAACCUGGCAGAUUCAGUGCCAAUCUCCCCUCUAUAAUUACGACAACAAUAUCGGGCAAGAGAAUACCCGAGCACAGUCCAUUUUCACCAGUGGGCCCGACAUUGAGUCCUUCAGACCCGGACUCCGCGUCAACACUGGAAAGCCGUGCAAAGUUACCUGUUAGCGAAGCUUUGGAAAAGGCUCAAGCUAGAGCGCUCGAUCAGAUCCACGAGACAAUGGACCAUUUGGAGCUUGAAGAGAAGUCACCGGCCGGGCCCGGUGCUGGAAAUAAACCUACAUUACCUCCUUUGGAAGAAGACGUAAUCGAAGACGCCGGACACGAAAACAUAGCCAAUCCUCCAGUAUACACCGAAAUGCCCGCUGUAUCCCGCGUGCAUUCCCAAGAAGAACUCGACCAACCCUUCCACGACGCAGUCACGAACCAAGUGCUCUCGUCAACGACCCCGUAUUCGGCACAGUCGCGAACUCUGUCGUCUUCUACACCUCCCGAGUCAAUCACGCCAAACAUAUCUCAAUCCGUACCCACAAUCGUUGACAUGCCCAGCGUCGAAAACAAGACAACGCAGCAUCCUCAACCUGAAAUGCAGAUGCCUAGGAUGGUUCUUACCCCGCCAGCGCAGGAGCCGUCUCGGGGUGUUCCGGGCCCGCAAUUCGAGAUGGAAAGGAGUCCAUUUCUAACAGACGAAGAAGUGGAAGAAGAGGAAACUGAUCAGACAGACGAUGACGAGCUGGACAAGCCCGGUGCGCCGUCGGUAGUCUAG
Cladophialophora yegresii CBS 114405 is the source of this 2658-nucleotide messenger RNA. RefSeq lists its product as uncharacterized. Lineage: Eukaryota; Fungi; Ascomycota; Eurotiomycetes; Chaetothyriales; Herpotrichiellaceae. Gene Ontology annotation, biological process: actin cortical patch assembly; actin cortical patch localization; endocytosis. Gene Ontology annotation, cellular component: actin cortical patch. Gene Ontology annotation, molecular function: Arp2/3 complex binding. The transcript is spliced from 7 exons. Bases 1 to 2658 code for a protein of 885 amino acids. The record is from RefSeq and is a predicted model, not a curated record.